Blepharisma stoltei is the source of this 1503-nucleotide messenger RNA. NCBI's taxonomy places the organism in Eukaryota, Ciliophora, Heterotrichea, Heterotrichida, Blepharismidae. The record is from the annotation of a GenBank genome assembly.
AUGUCAGAUACCCAUCGUUCUCAAGUAUUAAGUUUUAGAAGAAAAGAAAAGCUCAAGAAAAUUUUGCUUUCAGAAUUCGGCGUAAAAGUAAGAUAAAAUCAGAAAUUAGAAUACAUUGAUCAAGAAUUGAAAAAUGUUGAUGACCUAUUUGAUGAAGGGUUAGAUUUUGCAGGAGUUUUAGAAGAAAUAAGAAGAAGGAUUGAGAGAAAUUGCACACCGAUGUUUAAGCAGUUUCCGGUGAGACCUAAAGAAGGAGAAGAUGAAUGGGCCGGGAUCAUUAAACAUCAAGCUGAUGUACAAGAAAUGGCAGAAAUCCAAGCACAGCUUGAAGAAGCUGAAAAAAAGAAAAAAUACAAAGAAGAGCUUGACAAUUAUUUAAAAUCCCAGCAGCAAUUUAAAUCGCAACAAGAAUUAAGAGAAAGAAAUGAAGAAAAACAAUUAAAAGAUUUUAGUGAUGAGCUAAGCAGCAAUAUCAGCUCAAGAGACCAAUUUUUAUCAAGAAACCGCUUCCAAGUCCAAAAGCAGCUACAAGACGAAAGCUUAAACGAGUAUUAUAAAACUUUAGAAGAAAAACACGUACAAAGGGCAAAAGAUAGAGAAGAAUUUUUAAAUGGAAUCAAAACUGAAGAAGAAAAAGCCAGAAGAAGAGCUGAAAUUGAGAAGAGGGAAGCUUUUUAUAAGCAGCAAGAAAUCAACCUUUAUAAUGCAUACUUACUGAAGCUGAAAGAAAUGGAAAAAGAAAAAGAAAAAAUCGUGGACAAACAGUAUAUAAAUAAUGCGUUUUCUCAUUGAGAUGAUUAUGAAGAGAGGAGGCAAAGGUUUCUUUCUGAAUAUGAUGAAUUUUCUCACAAGUUUUAUGAAAUGCAGAGAAAAAUGCAGCCAGUUUCUCCUAUGGAAAUUAAAUCAAAAGAAGACGAAAUUAGAGCUUUGGAGUUCCAAAAAGCUCAAGCAGACUAUCAAAGGAGAAAAGAGUAUGAAGAAAAAAUAAAUCAAAUGAACAGCUACAAAGAAAACCAAGAAGCAAUUAAAAGACAAAUCAAAGAAAAGCAAGAAAUUAAUAAAAAGAUAAUAAAUGAGGACCAAAACUACGCAUUUUCUCUAGCAGAAAGGCAGCGCAGAUUAGAUUUAUUUGUAAAUCAAGAAAAACAAAGAAACCGGCUUAAACAGCAGCAGUACUCUGAGCUAAUUUCUUACCAAAUACAAGAAAAACAGUCAGAUAAAAAACGACUCCACAAGAUGAACGAAGAUGAACGGAAAAUAAACAGAAGAGACUUAGAAGCCUACCAAUUAGGCUCUCAUCAAAUCUACGCGAAAGUCCCAGGAUACAGCUUAACACCUACCAAUAUAAGCCAAUCCCAUACACCAGUAAGAAGAAAAAGCGAUUUAUCUAGUAAACUUUAUAACCCCAACAUGAACAACUCGUUUUCUUCUGGACGAAGCACACCUAAUAGGUCAGGAUAUUUAGCAUAUUAUGGAAAUAAUAUACUGCAAAACCACCAAUAA